Molecule: messenger RNA, 1614 nt
Organism: Coprinopsis cinerea okayama7#130
Lineage: Eukaryota; Fungi; Basidiomycota; Agaricomycetes; Agaricales; Psathyrellaceae
Product: hexose transporter
Exons: 11
Coding region: 34-1614 (526 amino acids)
Biological process (GO): transmembrane transport; carbohydrate transport
Cellular component (GO): membrane
Molecular function (GO): carbohydrate:proton symporter activity
Source: RefSeq, a predicted model, not a curated record
CUCCUUCAACCUUCGGUUUCCCGUUCACUUACCAUGGCUUCCGCAACCGAGGACAGGAAGAGCCCAGUACCGGCCGAGGAGGAGCCCAACGCUAUCGUCACCAGGCUGGUGGCUCAAGACCCUACGCCAUGGUACAAGAAACCCAACCUGCGCAUGCUCUACAUCAUCUUCAUCCCGACAUGUCUCGGUGUAGAGAUGACUUCAGGUUUCGACUCUUCCAUGAUGAACGGUCUUCAGGCUGUUGACUCUUGGGACCAAUACUUCAACCAGCCCCGGUCUGCCCUUCUUGGAUUGAUGUCGGCCAUCUACUCGUUGGGAGCCAUCGCGGCCGUUCCUUUCGUCCCGUGGGUCACUGACAAGUGGGGUCGUCGGUUUGCCAUCUUCUUCGGUAGUGUUAUCAUGGUUAUCGGUGCCGUCAUCCAGACCGCUUCCCAGAACUUCGCCAUGUUCGUCAUUUCCCGUUUCAUCAUGGGUAUUGGUAUCGUCUUCGCCAUCGUCGCCGCUUCUUCUUUGAUUGGAGAGCUGUCGUACCCAAGAGAACGUGCCAUCAUGGGAUCCUUGUUCAACGCCUGCUGGUUCAUCGGUGCCAUUGCUGCUGCCGGAACUACCCUCGGAACUUUCAGCAUGUCCUCCACCUGGGGUUGGCGAAUUCCCUCCGUCCUCCAAGCAUUCCCCAGUCUCCUGCAAAUCAUCUUCGUCUACUUCCUCCCCGAGUCCCCUCGUUGGUUGAUCGCCAAGGGCCGUGGCAGUGAAGCGUUCGCGAUUCUUGCCAAGUACCACGCUGAGGGUGACCAUGAGUCUGAGCUCGUCAAGGCUGAAUACGUCCAGAUUGAGACGACCCUCGAGUUGGAGAAGGAGACUUCUAAGGUUGGAUGGACUGAUUUGUUGAAGACUGCUGGUAUGAGAAGGCGUUUGAUUAUUGGUGCUUUCCUUGGUCUUGCCACGCAGUGGAGUGGAAAUGGUUUGAUUUCGUACUUCUUGGCUCGUAUCCUCGACAAUGUUGGUAUCACCGACAACCGCACCAAGAAUAUUGUCAACUUGGCGAAUACGUGCUGGGGUUUCUUCAACGCGACUAUCCUUGCUCUCACCGUUUCUCGAUUCCCUCGUCGAGUUAUGUAUUUGGUCUGCACCAUCUCCCUGUUGUUGGUGUUCACCGGUUGGACGGUGGCUAGUGCCCGAUAUGCCCUGACUGAAGACCAAGCUUCGUCCAAGGCUGUCAUUGCAUUCAUUUUCUUGUAUAGCCCUUGCUAUAACAUUGCUUUCAAUGCUUUGACGUACACUUUCCUCGUCGAGUUGUUCCCCUUCCACGUCCGAGCCAAGGGUAUCACCAUCUUCCAGAUCUUCAGUCGAUGUGCUGGAUUCUUCAAUCAGUUUGUUAACCCUAUUGGUAUUGAGAACGUUGGCUGGUAUUUCUACCUCAGCUAUGUCGGCUUUUUGUUGUUUGAAGUGUUGUUCAUCUUCUUCAUGUUCCCUGAGACGCAUGGGAAGACGUUGGAGGAGUUGGCAUUCUUGUUCGAGAAGGAUGAGAUUAAGAAGCAGAAUGAGUUGGUUGAGAAGACUAUGCAGAAUGAGCAGGUUGUUGAAGGGAAGGAUGAGGAGUCGAAGAAGAUGUGA